Ilex paraguariensis (yerba mate) is the source of this 1415-nucleotide messenger RNA. The record is from the annotation of a GenBank genome assembly. NCBI's taxonomy places the organism in Eukaryota, Viridiplantae, Streptophyta, Magnoliopsida, Aquifoliales, Aquifoliaceae.
UAAUUUUAUAAAUAAAUUGAGUGUGAAUUAAAUAAAAUUUUAACACUAUAAUAUAUGUAUGAUAUAAGAACAUAACCUGGUUGUCCUAAUUUAAUUAGCGGUGUGUCUAAAUAUUGAAACCUAAGUGGAGUAAAAAGUGAAUUUGUCUUAUUUUUGUGGGACCAAAUGACGUGGCGCAAUCAGAGCCUCUAAUCGGCUUAAUAAAAUACGGGUGUGUGAUCCGGAGAAGAAGAUAAGGUUUUAAUAAAAACUCCCUCCCUCCAUCCCCUUCCUCUCUAUCACAAGUCACAACCAUAUCACUGCAUUUCUCAGGAAGCAAGCAUCACCACAAGCCCUAUCCUAAUCAAUACAAUAUAUGUAUAUACAUAACAUGUUUAUGUUUGUAACAAUUGCAUAGUUCUGAUUGCAGAGUAAUGGCGGCGGCGACUUUGAGUUUUAAUCUUGUCGGAGCAUUCAGAGGACUGUCGUUGGGUUCGAGCUCCUCAUCGUCUUUCUUUAGAGGUGAUUUUGGAUCGGUUGACGUGGUGCACAAGGUGUCCGUGUCGUUUCCGCUGAAAUAUCCUCUGACGAUCGAGUCUGCGCACAAGAAAGGAGCCGGAAGUACAAAGAACGGCCGAGAUUCUCCUGGCCAAAGGCUUGGCGUCAAGAUUUUCGGCGAUCAAGUGGCUAAACCUGGCGCCAUUAUCGUUCGCCAGCGCGGUACCAAGUUCCAUCCAGGGAAGAAUGUGGGGCUUGGAAAAGAUCACACCAUCUUCUCUUUGAUUGAUGGAUUGGUCAAGUUUGAGAAGUUUGGGCCUGAUAGAAAAAAGAUUAGUGUCUAUCCACGUGUAGUGCAGCCUGAAAACCCUAACAGCUACAGAGCUAGGAAGAGAGAGUCCUUCAGACUACAGCGUGAGCGCAGGAAAGCAAGAAGGGAACUUAGAGAAGGCAUCGUUGUCCAACCUCAGCUAGUUCUUGCCUCAGCCAGUGAAACUACAGAUGAUAUUCCAACUUGCUGAUGCUGAAAGGUGUUUCAGGUGUCAUCAUAUUAUGAGUUGAUUGUUGUCUGUGUGGGUGGACCAUGUGGAUAAAGAGUGCAGAAAAUAGAAGCUGUAGGGGAAUAUUUUACAUUUCAGCCUUUUUACUCCUACUAAAGCAGUUGACGAAUUUGUCCUGCACUUUGAGCAGUCCUUGGCUUUAAAGCCAAUAACCCCGUUUGCAACCCUGCAAUAGUUUGAGGGAGAGGGAGGGAGAGAUGUGGAGGGAAGCCCAAGUCUGAUACAGUUUGGUUUUGUAAUUUGAAAAUAAAAAAGACAAAACGGUUGUGUUACGUGCUUUGAACUUGAAUCCACUCAUUUCUGAAAGAACUUAAUAUCAUUUUCAGGAAUAACAUUCAUAUAAAAAUCCUUCACCGAAAAAAUAUGCAUCAAAUGCAU